GCGGUCACAUUGACAAGACCCGUUAGAGCGGCCAUGUUUUUCUUGUUGUGUUCUUUGUAAAAAAAAGCCGCAGGUCAUAAUUUUUGUAGACUGCGGAAUUAGAUUAAAAAAACGUAAUUUUAAUGCAAGUGAAUGAAAUGGCGACAACCACCAUCGAAGAGAAUGCUUUUGCAUUAGGAAAGCGAGAUGCACCGGAUCAGAUUCAACUGGAUCCUGAGCGUCUCUGGAAGACGCAAUGGCUCACCGAUUAUGCCCAGGACAUAUUUGUGAACAUGAAGGAGGCAGAGAUGCGUCGUCGUCCCAUAUUAUUCAACUCCAUGCAGCUGGAGGAGCGCCCCAAAUUGUUGCAGCUUUGUCAAUUCGCAGCGCAAAAGUACAAACUGAAUCGCGCCUCAGUGCAUUUGGGUAUCUACUAUAUGGAUUGUAUGACCGACUACUACAUGAUUUGUAGCGAAAAACUGCCAUUGCUGGCCCUCACAUGUCUUCACAUUGCGGCCCAGAUCGAGGACAACGAUGCGAGUGUGCCGCGCUACAGCGAACUGAACCGCCUGAUACCUGAUUCGUUGUACACCGUUUUCGAAUACAAUGUGGUGGAGCGCAAGGUGCUGGCCAGCUUGAAUUUUGAGCUAAUGCGUCCCACCACGGUCAGCUUUGUGGAGUUUUUUGCUUGCAGCUUCCUCACGCGCAACGACUUCGCCAACUACAAGGCCAUGCUGGAGAAAAAUCCUAGCGAGCAGAACGAUCAAUCGCCAUUGCAAUACGAAAGCUUUGCAGUCAUUAUGUCGGCCUUGUCGCAGCUGCUGCUCCGCCUGGCAGACUGUACAUUGAGCAUUACAAGUUUUGCAAACGCGCGACCUUCUUUAUUGGCCGCCGCCUGCAUAGGAGCGGUGCGUCAUCUAAGCGGACUCAAGUACUGGUCACAGUAUCUCUCCAAACUGACAUCUUAUCCGGAACACGAGGUUGAGCCAUUGGUGGGGGAGAUCAUAAAGUACUAUAACUGGCAGCAGAACAGCUCCGUGGCGCUCAAUGCCCUGCCAACAUACGUAAACAUGGGCCCAUCUUCGGCAGAUAUCAUUAAUCCCAAUUGGUCCACACCGGACUCUGGCGUUGGGGAUUCGAUGGUCAUAGUGAAGGAAUCGGUGACCGAGCAGUAUGAUAUAAUUACUGUGCCGGUGCAGAAACCUGCUGUUCCAGGGUCCGAUCUAGCUGGAGUUGUUCAAGAAGAGCCGCAGGAACAAGCUGUCUUUUCUCAAGAAGAGCUGCAGAUAGCAGCUGUCUAUUCUCAAGGAGAGCUGCAGGAACAAGCUGUCUUUUCUCAGGGAGAGCUGCAGAUAGCAGCUGUCUUUUCUCAAGGAGAGCUGCAGGAACAGACUGACUUACAAUACAAAGAACAGCUGAAUGAAUUAGCAUUAGACUCCAAGGAAAAAGCGAAGAAAUUAGAUAAAGAAGUGAUCAUAAAAGAACUGGAACGUGCUUUCAAGCGUAAGCGUAUAGAUUAUGACUGCCAAGAUGAGCCGCAAGCGAAGCGUCUGACCGACUGACCAAUUUCAAGAUUUUGAUUCGGUAAUCAGGUUUACCGAAGACCAAAACACUCACAAGCUCAAGCGCACUGAAGAUGAUUGCUAAGCAAAUAGGUUUAUAAUUUCAUAGAUGUACCAGAAACACUUACACACUAUUCUUUCAACACAUACCCCACGCGGAUGGGUAUACUUCAAAAUCAUGCUGUUUCUCAUGCGAUAUCCCCAUUCAAUUGUAUUGAACACUCCCAUAUCGUAAUUCAUACACAAAAAUUUCUCUUUAUUGUAUUUUUAUUGUAUAAUGGGAAUCAUUCUAUUAUCAAACAUAUAUCAGCUGUCUAUCAGCUAGACGUGGGUCGACGUGGUCGAGUAUUUGGGGUACAAGAAGGGGGAAAAGGACUCCCUGAAGUAGAACUGGGGAGAAACAGUCACCGAAUCAACGAUGCUUCGGGAUAUGGAGGAAUUAAAGCUUAAAGACUCAUCGAGCGCCAGAAGUCCACCAUCGAACUGUUAACCAGCUCAGGCCGUCAAAAGUUUGAACUGGAAAACGUGCAGAUGACAUUUGUGCCAAAGAAGGGCGACUGGGUGACACUCAAAUGUGGACAAGCAGGGGGAAAUUCUCGAGUUGCUGAAGGUGUUUCCAGCACGCAUCCUCUCGAACCAAAAGCUCGAGGUUGACCGCUGUUUCCCAGAGUUCGUUGAUCUUGGCAACUAUGGCUAUUUGCUGCGGGAGACUUUCCCUACUGGUACAGAUCUUCACACUGGCGAUUACGUCCUGGCGGAUCUCAUCGAAUGUGCUUACUCGAAAUUCACGCAUCGCGCCAUCAAAGUGACCCCGCAUCAAGAAAGAGAAGACCUAUUGCGCCGCUCGGGCGGUCACCAUCACUGGCGCAAACCGCUUUAUAACCACCGAGGUGUAUGAGAAGCGUAAGAUCAACCUCCAAGUACAAAAAAAUACGAAUCGCAAUUUGGAGCUUCUGAAAGUCCAGCUACAGAAUGGGGCCUAGUCAUAUAUGAGUGUGAUCGAGCCAAUUGCCAAGACCAGUAUUACUGUUGACGAUAGCCUUUUGGUGAUCCUUGAGGUGGAGUUCCGCUGCAUCGGCGAAUGGGCGGAGAAAUAUACCCUGCACUUCGAUAAUUUUAAGGUGGAGCGCAUUUUCAAGAUCAUUGCCUGCAAAACACAGAAGCAGGCCGACGAGGCGAGCAUCAUCUGGUUGCGACCGAAUGUUUGGUGAUGCAUUGGCGGCUUUGAAGUUCCAGAGAUUCUGCGCAAUGUCUACCUGAGAGAAUCCCAGGUCGAUGACCUAGAGAGAUUGUAUCCGUGCUCGAAAGAGGCCCUGUGCAUGGCCAACUAUGUGCAGCGCUUCUGUUUCUUCUUGCAUCUGGAGGAAAUGGAAGUGCUCAUUAGGAUUCGAAGAUUUGACAGACACAGGGCUCACAUGAAAAGGGAAGGGGAGUACCUAUCCCUCAAAAUCGAGUAGGGAAGGGGAGCACCUCUCCCAUGGGCGAUCAGUUCAGAAGCGAGCCGUCUUUAAUAUCCUGCGGGGCGAGGCCAAGAACCUGCCGUACGUGAUCUUCGGUCCGCCCGGACCCGGCCAGACCGUCACCCUGGUGGAGGCGGUGCUGCAGAUGGUACAAAAUCGCAUCUUGGUGGCCGCACCCUCGAACAUUGUCGCGGAUCUCAU
Drosophila miranda is the source of this 3202-nucleotide messenger RNA. RefSeq names its product cyclin-J-like. Gene Ontology annotation, biological process: mitotic cell cycle phase transition; regulation of cyclin-dependent protein serine/threonine kinase activity. Gene Ontology annotation, cellular component: cyclin-dependent protein kinase holoenzyme complex; centrosome; cytoplasm. The transcript is spliced from 6 exons. The coding region runs from base 123 to 1541 and encodes 472 amino acids. NCBI's taxonomy places the organism in Eukaryota, Metazoa, Arthropoda, Insecta, Diptera, Drosophilidae. Gene Ontology annotation, molecular function: cyclin-dependent protein serine/threonine kinase regulator activity. The record is from RefSeq and is a predicted model, not a curated record.